Messenger RNA from Callithrix jacchus (white-tufted-ear marmoset), 6471 nucleotides. RefSeq names its product RNA guanine-7 methyltransferase (gene RNMT). Gene Ontology annotation, cellular component: nucleus. Gene Ontology annotation, molecular function: mRNA 5'-cap (guanine-N7-)-methyltransferase activity. Gene Ontology annotation, biological process: 7-methylguanosine mRNA capping. Lineage: Eukaryota; Metazoa; Chordata; Mammalia; Primates; Cebidae. The record is from RefSeq and is a predicted model, not a curated record.
GGCUGUGCUGGUGAGUGUGGCCGCUGGAACGCCGGCCCUUCAUUUCUUUGUGUUUACCCCUCCGCAGCCGUGGAGGAGGAGGAAGCGGCACUCACACUCCUGACAUGGGGUCACUUCACUUUAGCCCUGUGCUUCAGUACCUGCCGCGAUGUGUGAACCUAUUGGGUACUGUACGACUUCAAGCCUUGAAAUCAGAUUAGGCACCACCAACCUCAUUUCCUGUUUCUCCUUGAAUUUCUGUGAUACCAAAGUCUGAGCUUCACAAAGUCACUGAAAGUUUUGGUUCAUGAAGUUACACCAUCAUUUCAAGUAAUCAUAAUGGCGAAUUCUACAAAAGCAGAGGAAUAUGAAAAGAUGUCUCUUGAACAGGCUAAAGCAUCAGCAAAUUCUGAAACAGAGUCUUCGUUCAGUGUUAAUGAAAACACAACAGCUUCUGGGACUGGGCUUUCUGAAAAGACUCCUGUCUGUGGGCAAGUAGACACAGCAAGAAAGAGAAAAGUGUUUGAAGAUGAUUUUGUAAAGGAAAGUUCUAGUUGUGGGGAAGACACUCCAUCCAAGAGGAGAAAACUUGAUUCCGAAAUUGUCCCAGAGAAGAAAGAUUAUGGUGAUGAUGAAGACAAUUCAGAGAAAAGAAAAAGAGAAACUGAGGGUAUUCCAAAAGAUGAAUCUUCUACUGGAGAUGGCACUCAAAAUAAGAGGAAAAUAGCACUUGAGGAUGUUCCUGAAAAGCAGAAAAAUCUAGAAGAAGGACACAGCUCAGCCGUGGCUGCCCAUUACAAUGAACUUCAGGAAAUUGGUUUGGAAAAGCGUAGUCAAAGUCGUAUUUUUUACCUAAGAAACUUUAAUAAUUGGAUGAAAAGUGUUCUCAUUGGAGAAUUUUUGGAAAAGAUACGACAGAAGAAAAAACAUGAUAUCACUGUUUUGGACCUGGGAUGUGGUAAAGGUGGAGAUUUGCUCAAAUGGAAAAAAGGAAGAAUUAACAAGCUGGUUUGCACUGAUAUUGCUGAUGUUUCUAUCAAACAGUGUCAGCAGCGGUAUGAGGACAUGAAAAAUCGUCGUGAUAGUGAAUAUAUUUUCAGUGCAGAAUUUAUAACUGCUGACUGCUCAAAGGAACUUCUGAUUGACAAAUUUCGUGACCCACAAAUGUGUUUUGACAUCUGCAGUUGUCAGUUUGUCUGUCAUUACUCAUUUGAGUCCUAUGAGCAGGCCGACAUGAUGCUGAGAAAUGCAUGUGAGCGACUUAGCCCUGGGGGCUAUUUUAUUGGUACUACUCCCAAUAGCUUUGAAUUGAUAAGACGCCUUGAAGCUUCAGAAACAGAAUCAUUUGGAAAUGAAAUAUAUACUGUGAAAUUUCAGAAGAAAGGAGAUUAUCCUUUAUUUGGCUGCAAAUAUGACUUCAACUUGGAAGGUGUUGUGGAUGUCCCUGAAUUCUUGGUCUAUUUUCCAUUACUAAAUGAAAUGGCAAAGAAAUACAAUAUGAAACUAGUCUACAAAAAAACAUUUCGGGAAUUUUACGAAGAAAAGAUCAAGAACAAUGAAAAUAAAAUGCUGUUAAAACGAAUGCAGGCCUUGGAGCCGUAUCCUGCAAAUGAGAAUUCUAAACUUGUCUCUGAGAAGGUGGAUGACUAUGAACAUGCAGCAAAGUACAUGAAGAACAGUCAAGUAAGGUUACCUUUGGGAACCUUAAGUAAAUCAGAAUGGGAAGCUACAAGUAUUUACUUGGUGUUUGCCUUUGAGAAGCAGCAAUGAACAUGUAUGUAGUAGUCCCUGAGUGGCUAUGUUCUGUCCUGCACAAAUUUGAACAACCCAUCUCAAUAUAUUUGACAUUUCUCUGUUGAUUUUAAUUCUGAAUGUGCAGGAUGCUUCCAGAAACUCCAGUGUAGAAAUUCAACAUUUUCUGUCUGUGACAGAUGAACUUUUGCAUGUGUAUAUAAGAAUGAGUCGGAACCUCUGUCGUUAAAAAUCUAUUUUUAAGUAACAUUCUAAGAAUUCCAUUUGCCUCUACAAUCUUAGCUCAUAAAAAUUAUAAUAUGAUUUGUUAAAGCAACUAAACUCUUUCCACAGUGCUCAGAUUUGUCCCGUGUGUGUUUACAGUAUUAAAUUUAUUGCAGUUGUAGAAUUGGUCAGAGAGCAUUUUCAUAGUGUGCUCAUUUCUAUCAUUUUAUUACAUAACAUUUUUCAAGAUUUAAUGGAUUGCAUUCUGUACAGUUGAAUAUAAGUGUUCAAUAUGUAUUGCUAAAGUUACUAGUUUAAAACUCAAUUUCAGACGUUCAUAAAAGUUAGCAAAAAUUUUAGCAAUUUGUUACAUUUUGAAAUAAUCAUUAACAUACUGCAAUUCAGGAGCUGGUUAGAACAUUUUAAGUGGCAGCAUAGAAUUUUGGAAUUUUGGGGUUUUCUUUUGAGAUUUGUUACCAUAGCAAUUAAUGUUUCCAGUUAUCAAGAUUGUGAUUAGACACAUUUACCUUUCUUCGUUGAACAAUGGUGCCAUAGUUAUUUUUCUCAAGAUUUAGUGAAAAUCCCUUUCAUGUAAACAUGUGGCACAUUUUUUCCAAAUUUGUGCAUGGAACUGCUGUAGGAAUAUUCUCACCAACUGAUGCUGUGUACCCACUUCAACCCAGAAAUAAGCAAAACCUGUUCCUCUGUUACAACCUCAGCACUUUGCACUAUAGGAACCAUUGUUAAAAUUGUCACUUGUGUAAUUGACUGCUUUUCCAAAACUGGUCUCUAUGUGAACUGUUGUCCUUACUUUACACCACCAUUUGGAAGACUUGCCAGUUUUUAGAUGUAGAUAUAGUGAAAAACUUCAAGAAUGAAGCAGAGUAAUUGAGCAUUCUUUUUUAAAUUAUUAAGUCAUGGUUUACAAAAACAUUACUUUCUGUAGUAAUUCACAGUACUUGUUUUAAAAACAGAGUGUCUUCAUUAGUUUACAUCUAUUAACUGUUCAUGGUGUUGCAAACUUUUUAGCAAGAAAACAUGGGUUUCCACACUAUAUUUUGUGAAAAAUUUAGCCACCAGUGGUACAACCCUGAGCAAGUCAAAGAAGCUUCCUGUGCCUCAGUUUCCCUGUGUGAAAAGCAGGCAGAGUGAAAGCUGCUCCACCAGCCCCCAUACUUAGCCUUAUGAGGACAUGUAAGUGCAAUUUGUAAUAAUUAUACAUUGAAUUUCAGGCCAAAAAAAAAAGAAAACAUGGGUUUCCUCAUUUCAGUUCCUUCUGCAGUCUGUCAAUCUCCAAACUGUUACCAGUUUACAAAAAUAAGUCUUUUUGCCUUAAGUCAUUUGGGAAAUACAUAAUACUGCAUCUGACUGGUGGCUGCCAUUAGCUAGGAAGGGUUAGUAAAUGAUGUCAGGGAGGUGAGGAAAAGGAAUCUUCCUUUUACAUAUUCAGGUUCAUUUUUAUUCUAGGGCAGUGCCAGGAAGUAUAUUGAUAGUUUGGUAGGUACAAGAAAAGCAUCAUCAUUAUUUCCUCUAUUUACAUUUACUGGUCUUAAUUAGCAGGUAAUAAUACAUGUACUUUUAGCCUCUUUCAGCCUGUUCCACUCCCUGGGUGAUUUGGGGGAGAGAAGAAUCCUCCAAAGGAUAGAGUAGCCAACAGUAAUACAAAGCAGAGAGAACAGAAAGGUAGAGUUCCUAAAACCUUCAGUGAACAGAAAGGAGCAGAGAGUGAGAUCAGAUCUGAGAAGGUGCUCUGGGUACUGAGGCCACUGUCAUUGGCAUGGGGGAGGCUCCCUGUAGCCACACCUGCAGGCACUAUGGUCAGGUGUCCACCUUCCUCCUUGAGCUUUGCCUGUCUGUUGCCUUAUCAGUUCUUUCAUCACCACCCUCAACCCCACCCCCGUCCCUGUGUCUCCUUGCUACAAUUAAGUUUCUGGACAUUGACUUAAUUAUUAGGAAAAGGACUAAAGGUAUCCCCUGCCUAUUGUCUCCGAUCACCAAGGUGGAAGGGAGCUGGUAGGACUCUUCCUUGACACACACUGCAGUCUAAGUGUUUGGUUUUCUAUGCAGGACUUAUGGUAACAAUUAUGGGGGGUCGGGGGGUGUGGCUGUUGACCGUUGGGCCAGGAAGAGCACCUGUUGCAGCAGGCUUGGUGAAGUGGGGCACUCCCAGACCUGCCAUGCAGUUUAUCCUCUGAUAAUGGAAUUAGAAAUGAAGGUCUAAUCAGCUAUUGGUGGGAAUGAUGGAAUUGGAGAUUGCAAUGAUUGAUCUGGGAACACGGCUGGAUUGUGAUGUAACCAAGGGCCUAGAAUAUACUUGAGAAAGCACUAAUGGCUUGUGUUGAGGGAGAGCAGCUGGCAGUUUUUAACCACAUCUGAGGAGCCAUGUUCUAACCUGUGGAAAGUAUUGCAAGCAUGCGAGAGUGACAACCUCUGCAGAGUCACUGCACCAUUGAGCUUGGCCCUCCUGUUCCUUCAGUACCCAACAAGGCGCUCUGGGUCCAGGGUGACUGUCCAAAGAAAUUGACCUUCAGCCAGAGAAAACAUUGGGUGGAGACUCUUGCUUAUGUUACUGCAUUCUUGUAAUGACUUAAAGGAAGAUUGCCAGUACAGUGAGUUUUGCAGCCUGCUCCCCCACCCACACUUGGAAAUUGAGGGAGCAUGACCACUGUCUGACUUCACAUGUUAAUAGAGGAUAAGUGUAGAGUUGGGAGUAUAUUGAUCAGCAUCAUAGAAAAGCAGACAAACCAUGCUCAGCCAUGAGAUGGCCGGGUUUCCAGUUCUGUUAACUCUCGGGAAUUUCUUCUUCAGCCUUUUAGCUUAGUGCCAUUAUGUCAUUUUGAUUUGUAUUCAAGUACUCUUCAAGUAUCACUGUGGUGAAGGUUUGGCCACUUGUAUAGGUCUGACUGCAGGGCAAAAAUGCCAGUGUGAAUAGUCUAGCUACCAGACAUGGUUUUUGUUGAAAAACUGACUUUCUGUUGUCUACCUCAGGCCUUGUGCAUUUGGGUUAUCUCUAGCUAGUUACCACACGGGGUUUCUAGGUUUGCAAAAUAGAGGCCAAAUCCAGGGACCAGGCCCCAAUAACAGAAGUUAUACCAAAAUGCCUGUGGUACUUGAUGGCCUGUUGGUCAAAUAGGAAGUAUAAGUGUGUGAUGUUAGGACCUCCCUAGUUGCUGGUAUGUCAAACACUACCCACUUAAGUGUUUUCAUUCCCCACCCUCUGAGCGACAUUCCUAAUUCUUUGAAGGCAACUGGUGCAAAGCCUGCUACACUUAUGUAAUGAUAUUUAGCACAUACAUAUGGUACUGGAGCCCAGGGCACUGUCAGUACUUCUCCCUCUUCUGCUUCCCAGUUUGUCCUCUGUCCCCAUGUAGGCCUAAAGCCACCCCACUGCUUAAUGCCUACCCUUAACCACAAUAUUGAGGAAGUGCAGGACAUCUGCACAGUUUGGCUGUGGAGACUUUUGAGCAAGCCCUAAAGUCUCCUGCUCCUUAGACUUCUCCUGGGUUGUGCUUUCUUGGGGACAGCGUACUAAAGACAAAGCUGAGCUGACAGCUAAUGUUUAUUAGCCUCCUACCUAAGUCAGUCACUUUGCUAAAUGCUUCACCUGCGGUAAUUUAUUGUGAUUGUUAUAACAUUUCAGUGAGCACCAUUAUCCCCAUUUUAAAGAUGAGGAAACUGAGUCAUAGAGGGUACAGACUUGCCCAAAAGAGAGCCAGGAUUUUCACACCCACUCCCCAAGUUGGGCCUGCCCUCCAAGUGCUUGUUAUAUACCUCCAAGGGUGUCAGCCCAGAUGACUCCUCACCCAUCCACCACCUGCAGUUUGAAAUGUUAACUAUUAGAGCCCCAUCCUUUUUGUUACUUAGAUGUUCCCUGGGAGGAGUGUUUAUUUCUGAGUAAGGGGCUUUGUUGAGAGAGAGGGAUAUAGAGAGCAAGAGAGCACUGGAGUGCAUUGGCAGGAAGCAAAGAUAAGACCUGAAUUUCAGUUUGGUAGACCUCUUUUAGCAGCCUGACCUGUAGCAAUUCUAGUUUAGUCUGCAUGAUAGGGAGAAGGGUUCUCUUCCCACCCUCACCAUUUGCAAGUGGCAGGAGCUGAGAAUGCGAAUGUAAGAGUGUAGCCAAGGUGAGAGGCUGCCAGAGGAGACUUUUUUUCAGUUUUCAGUCGAGUAUCCAGAGGCAAAUAAUUUUGUUUAACUUUUUAUUAAAGUAUAACUAUAGAAACACAUCAGUGAUUUUUCACAAAUGGAACACGUGCAUACAAUCAGCACCCCAGAAGUCCCCCAUCAGAUUCCCUUCUGAUGUUAACUAACUACCUCUCCAAGGGAAACCACUAUCCUGAGUUCUAAGAGCAUAGAUUAGUUCUAUCUGGUUGGGGUGGUACAUGAAUGGAAUUAAGCGUUAUGCAUUCUUUGUAUCUGGUUUCUUUCCCCCAGUAUUAUGUCUGUGAGAUUUUUGUUGCAUGUAUUUGUACAUGGUUUUUCAUUCUCAUGGUUGUAUAAUAUUCCAUCAUGUGAAUAAACCACAUACUAUUUAUCUGA